AUGGCCCAAGAACCCGAGGUCUGAUACAAUAUUCCAACGUAAAAGUCAAUCGUAGAGUGGCAGUUCUCCGGCGUUGACCUCACCGUGGUGCAAUUUUUUCUCCGAUCCCGUGGGAGUUGCAGGAGCCGGUAAGGGUGACGGAGAUGAUCGUUCGGAUGGACUGCAACGGCUGCGUGCAGAGGGUCAAGAGGGCGCUGCAUGGCGUCGCCGGUGAGAAUCGCCGCCGUCUUCCUCUUCUCCUUCUUCUUCCUCUCCGGCGAGUCUGACGGCGGCGGCGGCGGUCUCCGCAGGCGUAUCCGCCGUCAACGUCGACGUUGACCAGAACAAGGUGACGGUAGUCGGCAGGGCCAGCCUGGAGAAGAUCAUGAAAGCCGUGAAGAAGACGAGGAAGGCCACCACUGUCAGCUCCCACACAGAAGCCGCCGCCUCUGGCGAGAGCCCCUCGCCGGCGCCGGAGCCGGAUCCCAGCCCGUCCCCCGCAGAGGCUCCGCCGGCGGAGCCCGCCCCGCCGGCGGCGCCACCCAGCGACCCGCCGCCGCCGCCGGAGAAACCGGCGGAAGACGCCAAGCCGGCGGCAGAAGCCGCUGCGCCGGCGCCACCGGAGGGGAAGGACCCCUCCGGCGACGGCGUCCACAUGAUCCAUGACUACCCUCACCGGCACGUCCUCCGAGCUCACUGGGCAGAUCAGCCUCCUGCUUAUGGCUAUGAUCACAUCAUCCACAGCUACAACAGGUACCGCCCGGCCGCCGGAAUAUUCGAGUACGCUGACCUCCGGGCGCCGCCGGUGAGCGUCAGAUACCCCGACGACUAUUAUCGCCAUCAGCACGGCGGCGGCGGAAGCAACGACGGGGGCAACGUCAUCUCCUACCACCCCCAUCAGAACAACAUCACUUCCAUCUUCAGCGACGAGAACCCGAACGCCUGCAGUGUCAUGUGA
Spirodela intermedia is the source of this 937-nucleotide messenger RNA. Lineage: Eukaryota; Viridiplantae; Streptophyta; Magnoliopsida; Alismatales; Araceae. The record is from the annotation of a GenBank genome assembly.